This is a messenger RNA of Dunckerocampus dactyliophorus (ringed pipefish), 13089 nucleotides long. RefSeq names its product IQ motif and SEC7 domain-containing protein 1-like. The transcript has 20 exons. Gene Ontology annotation, biological process: actin cytoskeleton organization; regulation of ARF protein signal transduction. Gene Ontology annotation, molecular function: protein binding; guanyl-nucleotide exchange factor activity. Bases 4034 to 9535 code for a protein of 1833 amino acids. Lineage: Eukaryota; Metazoa; Chordata; Actinopteri; Syngnathiformes; Syngnathidae. The record is from RefSeq and is a predicted model, not a curated record.
AACCAUCAUCCUCCCCUCAUCAAAGCUGUCACACUCUGCGUCCUCUCUGCGGCGUCGUGCCUGCGCUCAUGCGCUAGCGUUGGACACUGUGCGUCAUGUAGCGUGUACAAGAGUGCAUGCGACAUUUUGCAGGUGCUGCACUGUGUGUUUUUGUGUGCGCGCGUGUGUGUGCGUGUGUGUGUGCUGCUAAAUGAGACUGAGAGAAAAGCAGUGUAACCUCCUACACGCGUGCAUGUGGAGAGGAAUAUGGUGUAUAUGUGCUGCUGUAGCAAAGAUGUUCCAAAUGUGAGCACCAACAACGAUGCUUUAAAUGUCACUGACAAUGAUUCAUUGUCACAUUGUCAUGUGUCAGAAAAAUGUACAUAAUGUACACAAUCUAUACACAUCUAGAAUAUUUGACAAGUGAAUCUAUCCCUCACAUUUCAGAAAGCAUUUCAUUAUAUCUCUUCAAGGGACAAUGCUGUAGAAAAUAAACUUGGAUAUACUUUAGAGUAGUCGGUGUACAGCUUGUAUAUCAGUAUAGCUGUACUAUCUACUGAAAAUAAGCAAACACACAGCUAUUAUUGUCUAAAUAGUUGGCAACACAAGUGAAUACAUCUCACAGUUAGCAUGCCCAAAUUGUGUCUUUGAUGUAAGUAUUUAGUGUGAGCACCAUUGUUCUCUAGCACUGCCUUAAUCCUCUUGGGCAUGGAAUUGAGCAGAGCUGCACAGGUGGUUGCUGGAAUCCUCUUCCACUCAUCCAUGAUGGCAUCACUGGUGGAGCCAGUGGAUGUUAGAUACGUUGCGCUCCUCCACCUUCCUUCCUUCUGCUUGAGAAUGCCCCACAGCUGCUCAAUUGGGUUCAGAUGUGGAAGAUACCUGACCAAUCCCAUCACCUUCAGCUUCGGCUUCCUUAACAAAGCACUUGUCUUCUUGGAGGUGUGUUUGGGAUCGCUAUCAUGUUGGAAAAUUGUUUCCCGUGGGAGGGGAUCAUGUUCUGCUUUGCAAUGUUGCAGUAGUGUACAUAGAAUUUUUGUUUUUGAUGCACGUCUACUUUGAUGUCCUAAUCAUAGGGCCCUAUGAUUUCCGCGUUUACAGAAUCGCGGACGGAAUCAUGGAACUGGCCAAUAAAAACUACAUUUACUGUGAAACGUGCUCUCACGAAAAUUGACAUAAUGUGCAUGAAAUGCUGUCAUUGUGAGGAGAAGGAAUGUUCGUGUGGGGAAGUAUUUCCCUGGUGAGCCGCUCAUUGUGGCGCAGUCUCAUCACAAACACGAACCCUCCAUCUCCCGAAGUAAAACAUGUCAAAAUGGCGACCUGAAACACCUGCGAAAGUUGGCGGAAAAACUCAUACGGAGCAUGACUGGAAGAGUUUAGCUGAGGUUAGUUUAGUUUAGCAGAGCAUGCUAGUGCGGCUUUGUGUGUGCAACUCCCGCUGGAUGAGUGUGUUUACAACGUGUUGUUUUCCCGCUAAGUGAGCGUUUUACAGUCCCCGCUGACAUGCAAGUUCUGAGUGGAGAAAAAAGGGAGGCAUGUUUAUCCUUGCUCCCAGCUUGUCUUAACCAGAAACGGACAUUCUCAACGUACACAACACACUUCCGGCCUUCAAAAUAAUAGUGCUGUUUGCCACAUCUUGUCUAAUUGUGUAAAGGAAAUAAGGGUGAUGUAAAAUAUAUCUUACAUUAAAUAGAUCAAUUGGAACUGCAUUGGUGACUUAACCACAAGCACGGACGGGCAUUACAAUUUGUUGAAAAUUUUGUAACAAUGUGUGCAGAGGCUAACAUCCCAUUCAAAACGUUAGCCAGGCUACAUCCUUUUCUGAAUUGCUGUGCAAAACUUGCUAAUGAUGUAUUUUAAGGAUUUUUGCAUUUAAUUAACUCAUUCAGUCCCAGCCAUUUUUCAAAAAGCAUGCCCUCCAGUACCUGCCAUUUUAGACGAUUUUGACUGAUCUUUCAAGGCACACAGAAUAUCGUGUUCCAUGGUGAUAUAAACAUGGAGCCUACCAAAAGAAAGAUUAGAUUACCGUCUUUCAUCAGAAAAAAAGUUUGUUUCUACCUUUUUCCGUUCUUUAGUACUCACCAGUAGAACAUAGGCAAGUUACUGGAAAAUAUCAGUCCCCGACUAAAAAAGGAAAAACAGCUUUUUGUGAAAAGAUACAUUUCAAGCAUAACUUUCACUUUGACAGAAAUAUUUUUUGCUUUUGUGACAACAGAAAUAUCUAUCAACUAUAUCAGUACUAGCAACACAAAAAAGGGGUUGUUUCACAUUAAAAUAACAAUUUAUUUACCAAUAUAACACCAUCAACUACAGUAGUUCCAAUUUUUACAUUUGGAACUGAACUAUGUAUGCACACGUGUGUGUGUGUGUGUGUGUGUGUGUGUGUGUGUGUGUGUGUGUGCGUUAAAAUUUGGGUGCGUAACCUCCUUCAUGCUACACUCCUCCACGCUCUCUCACAUCCUCCUCCCUGUCAUGUGUGAGUCUUCCACUGAAAUGACCCUGCUGAGCUCUUAUCAAUUGCACUUCUGCCACCUUGUGGCCGUUUUUAUGGCUUAAAAGUGCUCUGAAAUGGUAAUGCAUUAGUGCAGAGUUGCAUCAUCACCUCUUUUUGCCUCUUGCGCAAAAAGACGUAAAAGAUGUAUAAAAUGUUGGGAUUGUGCUUUCGGGAUUAUAAACCUUACCCUAACCCAAUGGCUUUGGUGUUGAAUGUGUUAAUAGACAUUUUAUUCACUAACCCAAAAAGCACACACCCUCUGCUGUUAAAAUAAGUGUAAAAGGUAAAAAACUGAAUUCUAAAAAAUGAAAAUGGAAUUUGGGGAAAAAAAUCAAAUAGAUUCAUAGAGCCCUAUCAUCAGGAAGACAAUGCAUUAACAUUUGGAGAUUUCUUUGAAAUGUAAAGUACAUUAUAUACACGCUGCAUGCUAUCAUGUUAUAGGAGGGCAUCAUGCUCUGCUUCACAAUGUCAUAGUACUUCAAGGAAUUAAUCUUUCCUGUCAAUUCACCGCAGUUCCCCAGUGAUGGCAGCACUCCUGCACUACCCUUGACCGUAAGGGCUCAUUUUCAGUGGAUAGUAAAUCUACACUGCUAUACAAGCUGUUCACUAACUACUCUGAUGUACAUCCAAGUUUACUUUCUGUAGUAUUGUCCCUUGGCAAGAUAUAUUGAUAGAAAAGUGUUUGUUGAAAGUUGAAGGCUGUGCUGACAUUUGUCAUUCAUUCAUGGGUUCUGCUGAGCAUGUGGAUGUGAGACAUCAGAAGGAUCCAGAAAUGGCGUGAAUUCCUGGCAACUAAACAAACUUCUGCCAUGAUCUUAAAUCUUUGCGUGGGUCCAACACAACAACUGCAGGAUUAUUCGUGGUACUGGUCCUGCAGGUGAAGGUGAAGGCUUGGACCACAGCAAUACAACGUUCAUCUCUCCUCCUCCUCUCUUUUUUCCUGUGCUGUGAUGCCCGAAGUGAACUUUCAAGGUGAUUCCAUCUCAAGCUUAAGGAAUUCCGGAUGAGGCAUGGCAUGGAUGCUAAAUAACCGUCUGGUUUAAUCUUUAAUUGGACGCUGGCUGGACAAUGACCACUGAUCAACAGUUGAUGUGUGUUUGCAUGCUGUUGGCCUCUCAUGUGGUCCUCAGCCAGUUGUGACCUCCGCAUGGCCUUCAGAGAGAGGAUACCACUGACUCACUAAUUGCACAUUGUCUUUCUGGGGGGAGGGGGGCGGCAAGUGGAGUAAGUAGAUUUUGUCCUCUUGUCCUUCAUCAUGGCUCUGAAGACCUCCUGACUGAAGCAGCUGAUGGUCCACAACUGUGUCCAGCUUUCUGAUGGACCCCAGCGAGCACAAGGUCCAUCUUGAUUUUCACAGCAGAACUUGAAGAAGAACAAGUUCUCUCCCCCCCACUUUCUGCUAGUGGGGGGGAGGGUGGCUGUUAGUCAGGCCGUAGGUGGUAGUUGUGUAGAUUGUGUAAAUGUUCUCAGGCUGUGGACUACAAGGCAGCCCUGUCUGACUUUUUUAACCUCGAGUUUGGCUAGCUAGCUUGCCUGAGUCUUAUCUUAUAGUUAGCAUUAGCCAUGGAUGCUAACCAAGGCCCAAGUCAGGGCAGCCCAGAAAGCCCAAACCGGGCUGUGGAGUACCUUCUCGAACUCAACAAUAUAAUCGAAAGCCAGCAGAAGCUUCUAGAAACCCAGAGGCGGCGGAUCGAGGAGCUGGAGGUCCAGUUGGACCGGCUCAGCCAAGAGAACAAGGACCUGCGCUUGGAUCGGCAAUCCGCCGCCCCUCCUCCGCCCGCGCCCCUUUCAGAAACUCGUCUUCCUCCUCCUCCGCCGCCUCCGCCUCCCGCUCAGUUCUCCUCGGUCCCUGCCAAGAACCACCACCACAACAGCCAAACCCCGCUUAAACCGCCAUCCUCCAUCCCGCUCUACCACAGCCACAACCACCAGCACCACCACAGCACCUACAACAGCUCCAACAGCGCCGCCUCUGUCCACUUUCCUCCUCCGGGCCCUGCCUCCGUCUCGAUACCUACUCAGAUCCCCGCGCCAGUCUCCUCGCCGGCCCCGGCUCCUCCCCCACCACCGCCCCCCAUCCCUCCCCGUGAGCAGCCUCGAGGGCAUAGCCGCCUGAGCCGAGUGCCGUCCACCAGCACUGGAACCAACACCAACUUUGUGGAGAAGGAGAAGGAGCGGCUGGAGCGCCUGCACAGAACCAACGCCGCAAACAACCACCAUGCACACACCCUCCACCUCCACAAGACGUCUUAUUCUUCCUCCACCUGUUCUAGCACCACUGCCUCCUCUUGUCGUCCCUCCAACAACCCUCCUACCAUCACCACUCCUUCCUCGUCCACCUCCUCCUCCUCCUCCUCCUCUCUCUACUCCUCCAGUCUCCCUCCUAACAGCCACGCCACCUACCAUCAGUACUGCUGCCCCGCGCGCCUCCGCCUGCCCAAGCCUCCCUGCGCCCUGCCCCCCGCCAAGCACCACGAGCAGGCAAGAGAGGAGGAAGAUGAUGACAUCGCCCAUCAGUUCUGUUGCCCCGCCUCCGAGUGCAGUAGCCCCUCCUCUAGCGUGGAAGCUGAUCCGCGGUGUCCGGAGGCGCUCCCUUUUUCCGACUCGUCAUUCGGCCACCCACCUCCCUUCCAUCCAUUCGGCCCAUGUGAUCCCUACAUUUCUACCAGCAGCACCUCCGGCGGGCCCCUUGGAGCCUCCCACACACAGGAUAGAACCCCUAUCUCUCCCCCCAGCCCGGCGAGCCUGGCCUGGGCUCAGCGUAGUCGCCACCAGCCGGCCAGCCUGGCGCUCCGCAAGCAGGAGGAGGAGGAGAGCAAACGCUGCAAGGCCCUCUCUGACAGCUAUGAGCUCUCUACGGACCUCCAGGACAAGAAGGUGGAGAUGCUGGAGAGGAAGUACGGCGGGCAGUUUGUGUCACGGCGGGCGGCCAGGACCAUCCAGACGGCCUUCCGGCAGUAUCGCAUGAACAAAAACUUCCAGAGGCUGCGCAGCUCAGCCUCAGAGAACAGGAUGACACGACGCAUCAUCCUGUCCAACAUGAGGAUGCAGUACUCCUUCGAUGAGCGUCAGCCGCAGGGUCAAGGGUCAUCAGGUCAGCAGGGGUCAGAGGACACAGGAGACAUGGACGACUCCUUCACUAAGCAGGUGAAGUCGCUGGCAGACUCGAUGGACGACUCUCUCACCUGCCAAUCAGGUCGCGAGGACUCCCAGGAGGCGGGAGGAGAGGGUGAGGAGGAUGAGGAGGAGGAGGAAGAGGAGGAAGACGACGAAGAGGAAGAUGAGGAGGAAGACUACAGGGAGUGCACCUGGCGCGGAAGUGCCACCUCCUCCUCCCGCCGCCACGUGGUUGGCCAGGUGGGCGGCAUCGGGCGGCGCCCUGCAGGCACCAUGCAUGAGGACAGCACGGCCACCUCCUUCAGCGAUGUCACGCUCUACAUGGAUGAGGCAUGCCUCCCCUCCUCGCCUGUGUCCCGGCCCCCUUCCUCGCCGCUCUCCUGUCCCGCCUCCAGCUCUGAUACAGAGUACUGGGGGGUCGGAGGAGUAGGGGGCGUGGCCGGCGGCCGGGAGGACAGCCGAGAGACGGAGCGAGGGAGCAACGCCAGCCGCAGGAGCAGCACCCCUUGCACCGAGUGUCGGGGGGACUAUAGGGGGAGGGCUGGAGGAGGAGGAGGACACCUUCCAGUCCUGACCAUAGAACCACCCAGCGACAGCUCAGUGGACAUGAGUGACAGGUCUGAGCGAGGAUCCAUUGGCCGCCUGGUCUACGAGCAGGAGCCAUCAGGAGCGGAGCGAGGCAGCGGAGGUGACAGGGAGCGGCUGGGAGGUGGUGACGACGGCGAGAGCGGAGAGGAAGAGCAAGGAGGGGGCGGGGCAGGAAGCAGCGAAGCCGAGUCACCACAGGGAACCAUAAAGCACAAACCCAACGGCCGUUCAAUCGUGACGGCGCAGGGACAGACACGUAGCUCCACAUCUCCCGCUGUGCCCCUCCCCUCGGCCCGCACACUGCCGUCCCAUGCGCUGCCUCACACACUCCAGCAUAUCCACCCUCACCCGUCGCCCAUACCCCACCUGCCCACCGUCCUCCACCACCACCCACAGUACAACCACAUGAUGCACCACGGGCACAGCGGGGGCGCAUACCUGCCACAUGUGGCACACUUCCCCCAGCACCACUACCACCACAUUCACCACCAUCUUGCUUACCCAGAACCCCCGUCCUCCCCACUGCCGUCGCCCGUGCCACCACUGACGCCGCUCUCCCCGCUGCCGCCGUCACUGUCAUCCUCCACCAACAUGGACACCCAUCAGCACUUGCACCACCCACACCUGCACCACACCCACCACCUCCACCACCACCUGCUGUGCUCGGACGGUGACAAUGAGAGCGUUAACUCCACCACCACCAACUCCAACGACGACACCACCGUCAACAACGGCAGCUCGGGCUCGUCAUCACGGGACAGCCUGCGCGAGCCCAUGGGGGCAUCCACUCUCAGCAAGCAAACUUAUCAGCGCGAGAGCCGCCACAGCUGGGACUCGCCCGCCUUCAACAACGACGUGGUCCAGCGGCGCCAGUACCGCAUUGGACUCAACCUGUUUAACAAGAAGCCCGAGAAGGGGAUCCAGUACCUGAUCGAGAGGGGCUUUGUUUCGGACACACCGGUGGGCAUCGCCAGGUUCAUCCUAGAGAGGAAAGGUCUGAGUCGUCAGAUGAUCGGCGAGUUCCUGGGCAGCCGGCAGCAGUUCAACAAGGACGUCCUGGACUGCGUUCUGGAUGAGAUGGACUUUUCUGGCAUGGACCUGGAUGACGCCCUGAGAAAGUUCCAGGCUCAGAUUAAAGUGCAGGGAGAAGCUCAGCGGGUGGAGCGGCUGGUGGAGGCUUUCAGUCAGCGCUACUGUGUGUGUAACCCGGUGCUGAUCCGGCAGUUUCAAAAUCCUGACACCAUCUUCAUCCUGGCCUUUGCCAUCAUCCUCCUCAACACGGACAUGUACAGCCCCAACGUGAAGCCCGAGAGGAAAAUGAAGCUUGAUGACUUCAUCAAGAACCUGCGAGGUGUGGACAACGGUCAGGACAUUCCAAGAGACCUUCUUGUGGCUAUCUAUGGAAGAAUCCAAAAGUGGGAGCUGAGGACCAAUGAUGACCAUGUUUCUCAGGUGCAGGCGGUGGAAAGGAUGGUGGUCGGCAAGAAGCCUGUUCUGUCGCUGCCUCAUCGUCGGCUGGUGUGUUGCUGUCAGUUGUUCGAAGUUCCCGAUCCAAACCGUGCACAGAGGAGCGGCAUCCACCAAAGAGAAGUCUUCCUGUUCAAUGACCUGCUGAUGGUGACCAAGAUCUUCCAGAAAAAGAAGGCCUCUGUGACGUACAGUUUUCGACAAUCAUUCCCUCUGGUGGACAUGCAGGUCCACACCUUCCAGAGCACUUACUAUCCUCAUGGCAUCAGGCUGACGUCGGCCAAUCCUGGAGGAGAGAGGAAGGUUCUGAUCGUGUUCACGGCUCCGAGCCAGCAGGACCGAGCUCGCUUCACCUCUGACCUUAGAGAGAGCAUCGCGGAGGUGCAGGACAUGGAGAAGUACCGCGUGGAGUCCGAGUUAGAAAAGCAGAAAGGUGUGAUGCGUCCCUCCGUACUGAUGGGGGGAGGAACCGCAGGCGGAGGCAUUCUGAUGGGCGGGGCCGGUGCAGAGGUGGUGAACGGCACCCUGGGUAGGUCCAGCCUGGAUGACACAUACGCUUCAGUCGACGGACUCAAACGCACGGCGCUCAGCUCCUCGCUUCGAGACCUCUCAGAGACUGGAAAGCGAGGUCGUCGGAACAGUGUGGGCUCAUUGGACAGUACCAUCGAAGGUUCCAUCAUUAGCAGCCCACGGCCACACCAGCAGUACCAUCCUGGGGGCGUUCUGGCCUUCAGCCCCAUGAUGGCUCCCCCGUCCCCAGCAGUCUACCGGCCGCACCGCCCUACUCAGAGCCCCGGUACGGGGGUAGGCGGUGGGCCGGGGCUCUGUCACAAACAGGGAGGGCCGAGCAUCUCCCCGCUCGUGAGCGGGGGCGUGGCUGGGGGCGGAGGAGGGAUGGCGAUGGUGGUUGGGCCGAGUGGCGGCGGCCGACUAGGGAAUUUUUUCGGCAGCCGAAGAGGGAAAGUUCCUGGUCCCCUGACGAUGACCUCCCCAACGCCGCAGUGUCCCCCGAGUCCCCUGAUGAUAUCCUCCCCGCCCCACUACCCCGCUCCCGAGCCGCCCAUCGCCCACCCUUCCUCCCCUUCCCCAUGCCCCUCCCCAUCAGCCAACCUCGGCCAGUCGGACCCUGGAGGCAUUGGAGGGGGAGGAGGCCCGGGCGGGGCACCAUCGAAGCUUCAAGCUUUGCACGCCCAGUAUUGCCACGGCAACAGUGGAGGCGGAGUCAGUGGGCAACAGCCGCAACAGACUCCUCCCCCACCUUACCACCAUCAUCACCGUUACCACAUGCAAAGCGUCCCACAGCACCACCCCCUCAUGCACAGGGUGUCUGUCCCGCGGCGCCAGGGACCGUCCGGCUGCGCUGUGUCUCAUAUCCAGCAGCAUCAGCGGGUCCAACACGGCACCGCCCAGCACCAGCGCUACAACGUGGUCUCUGGUUUCACCACGCCCCCUCCACUGUCCCCACACUCCCCCCUUACCCCAACUACCCCGCACGGACUUUACCACUCGCAUCCCGUCGCGGGGAGGCCGGGUGGCGGCGCCAAGCUGCCGCUCACCAUCUCGCACUCGCAGCCCCACCCUCACGCUCACUCUCACAACCACGCCGUCCACUCCCCCCUAAGCCCCUCCCCCGCCACCUCCCCCUCCACUCACUUCAUCUUCUCCACACCACCGCCUCAGACCCCGUCAGCACGUCUUGUCACCCAGACGCCGUCGCAGCCCUACGCUCCCCAGUACCCACCACUCUCCUCCAUCCCGCCACCGCCGCCGCACUCUCCAUUACCGCCCCCGUCCGCCGCUCCGCUCUCCCCGCACCCAGGGGCAGCAGGCGGGCAAGGGCCAGGGCCAGGGCCCAAAUCGAAACCGGUCAGUCGGAUCAGCACGGUCGUGUGAGGAGCCAGAGAGCGAGGGCGGCAGGCUACCUCGUUGCCAGCCACCGAGGGACAGCGCUGAGAGGGAGAAGGAGGAGGAGAGGGGGAGGUCAAAUGCAAGCGUAUCAAAAUGGCCACCUGGUGAGACGGCAAGCGCUGAGAGCGGGGAAGAGGAAAUUACUUAGCCUGUGUUACUUUCACAUUCACUUCCCCCGCGGUUAGAACCACUCACCAAAGGCGCCGCCAUCUUUUAGUCAUGGGAGCCUGGCGCCCUUGAUCGAGCCCCCGUGGAAGUUCCGUGUUUGUGUCAAAUUUUGUCAACGGGGAACAGUGACUGAUGAAGGUUAGCCCACGAUGCUAACACGAGGCUAACCGGGCCCCUGAAAACUGGACUGGUCCCUGGAGCGGCCAGCGGGGGGCGUUGUAGUUAGUUUGUGUCGUUGAUUGACAGCCAUGCAUGACUUGUGCAAUAGCUUGAGUGUCCAUGCUUAUGCAGGAGUGAGGGGACAGCGGGUGGAACUUUUGUGACCCUAAAUCCCUGCCAAGUUCUGUUGUAACACUGAAAAGCCAUCAAACUAAAAGUGUUUUUGUUUUUUACCUCUGUACUUUGUGCAAUUGUUGUCGUGGCUCACAGGGUUUCUGGAUUGGAACUUGAAUUCGUCUUAGGGGGGAUUUAUGCCAUCACUUAUAAAUACAAAUAUAUAUAUAUAUAUAUAUAUAUACAGUAUAUCAUAUCUGUGAACGCCCAACCCCCUUUAAAGUAUUCUAAACAAAUAUAAAAGGAACACGUGACUCUGUAAGAUACAAUGAUGUGUCUGAACUAUGUUUUAGUUCUCUAUUUUGUACGUGACUCUCUUGUGUUGCCAGGGAAGAUUAAUGUGCUACAUGGUGCCAAACAGGGUGCAUUCUGAGAAACAGUCUUUUUUUAGGAAGCAAUUCGUUUGUUGCAACGUCAACAAGGUGGCUCAACCACAAAUGAUAACAAUAAUAAUGCUUUUAAUCAUUAAAAAUAUGUUACAGCUAUGACAGCAUAGGAUAAAUAGAAUUGGUGGUGUCGUCGUCUGCUAAUGCACACGACAGCAUUCCCGUCAUCAGUGAAAACAGGGACAUCUUCCGGAAAGUAAGGCGACGUGAGGGAAAAAAAGGGAAACUCUGGUUUUCCACCAGCACCCUGCGACACAAGGACAAUGGAAAUAUGUUAUUUCUUAUUUUGAAGACCUGAUUUUACCGGCUACAGGAUGUGUUUCGCCAAUUUUGCCCGAGUGUUGCCGGCCAGGCACUGGAAAAGAAGGACACACGGUAAAUUCCCAGUGAAAACGGCAGGGUUGGCAGUCAUGCACUAGGGGGCAGUGCUGCAUGUACUGAUUCGACUGCAGUAUGUAAAAAACAGUACAAUCCUCUCCUGUUUAUUUUUUUUAACAGAAUGUUGGCAGACUCAUUGACUUAAUAAUAACCAAUCGAUGCUAAUGAGGAACAAGGUGCCUUCUGACAGGAGGAUGGUAUUCUGUUAUUCCUGCAUCUAAAUGAGGGAUUUGUUGGUUGAGUGUAUCCUUUUGUUGAUUUACUCCAUUAUGUUUUGGCUAAAAGAACCACAAAACGACAUGAAAGCUGGACCUAAUCCAUUGUUAAGGACUUUGUAUUUGUUUUCAUGCACUGGAGGCGUUCCUUUACCGUCGCCGUUGCUAGAAGCAUGAUGGAAAAUGAAGCUGUGAAUGCAAAUAUGAACAUUCAUGUUGUGUACAUAUUAAGUGUACAGUGUGUUCUGUUUUUUUUGUAUGUGGCCAGCUGCAUUAACGAAGGUGUGCUCGUUAACAACCAAAAGUUGAUUUUCAACGCCGGAGGUGCAGAUAUGGUUAUAUGACAAAGUGGUGGUAAUGGCGUUCCUCUGGGCACCCGCUUUGGUCCUUUUCUGUUUGCAAUCAGAAGACUAUUGCUAAUUAUCAUGACUGUUGCAACAAACAUGACAUAUUUCCUUCGGCUGUUUUGUAUUUUUAACUUUGCUUUGUACUUUUCUUGUGUUCUUACCACUGUGCUGUUGCUUUUUUUUGACUCUGCUAUGCCUAGCAUGUAACGUAACAGGUCCCCACUGACUCGAUGAUUAUUUUAAAGUGUUGUUACACUGAACGCGAGCCACGUAAAGCUCCAAAAACAAGUCAUUUUUGCACGAUUCUGUUUAAGAACUAGCAAUCACCUGUGCUUUACACCGCGGUUUAAAUCAUGAGGCUAACUCUGGCGCAGGGAUACAGUGGAACCCCUAAAGUCCAACGCACCGAUAUAAUUCUGACAGACCAACAUGAUCAGGAAAGUUGUCAUUCUGAGAGACGUAAACGAGCGUCACGAUUUUCUUUUGUUUUGCGCCACUUCUCCCCCAUCAAAGGAUGAGCAUCGACAAGUGUUGUUGAGAGACAAAAAAUACAAACAGGAAGUUACGUGGAGUCGUCUGUCUCACAUUCAGUGCAUUAAGACAAACUUAACAUUUUCUACUAUUAACACUGCUUCACUUCUUUUUACACUUGUGCGACCUCACGAAUAUUAAAAUGUGAUGUAAAACAUUGUUUGCGCACUUCAUGAAAGGUUUAUUUCCAUGAUUUCUUAUGAAGAAAUUGUUUCCAAAUCUGAACGAAUCAGAAGUUGACCAACGUUCCACUUUAGAGGUUCCACGGUGUGUCUCGACAUGCAUACUUGCAAUAUAGUGUACGUAGAGCAGCCUUGAAACGUCAAGCAUGGCCAUCAGUGUAAUUGUGUUCAGACGCCAUCUUGUCAGGCAUUUCCACUUUUGACUUGAGCAAAUAUGACUUUGCCAUCUUCCGUGCUUCAUGGUGCAUUGAUCGAGUGCCACAUUCAGUGUGCUUUAACGAGGGCAAUCAACUUUCUUGUGCAAGUAUCGAGGCAAUCGAGUGUUUUUCGACGUGAUUGAAAACAUGCAGAAACACAGCAGGCAUGACGCUGAGGCCCGGGCCUUCUCUCCAUGAUGGCUGUGCAUGUGUUAUUUAUUACAGUAUCUGCACUGAAUGGAACUUUGUAGUAUAAACCAGAAUGUACAGAACCAUUUUGAAUUGAACGAGGGAGCAACUCUUGGCGGCGGGAACCAACGACGACAUUUUUCAUUUCGGAAGAAAUCUUUUCUGAUUGCUGUUUGCAAAACAGGGAUUUUUUUUUUUCUUUUUGAAUAUUAAAAGCAGGUGGGAUGAAAUCAGAUGACAAAUGUUGUGUUUGGUUCUUGUGCUGAGCUCGUGUGUGUACAAUUGUACCAGCAGUGUCAAAUACUGUAUGUGUUCACAGAGAUGACAUUAUUUUAAAGAUUUUAGCUGUGUAUAGAAAUAUAUUACUACUUGUAACUUUGUUUUUGACACUGCAGAGGAAAAUGUUAAAAUAUUUAUUGCUCUGAACAUAUAAAACAUCUGUUCAUGUUGUUGGAUUCAAGUGUGCUGAUUUUUUUUUCUCACAGCUACCGUAUUAUAGAAUUAUUCAACAAGCGCUAUGCUGAUUGGUUGAGGAACACUGAGGGCGUCGAACAAUUUUUCUUCAGACUACAACGUUAACAAGCCUUCAUUCGAGCCUAUGUAGAACUUGAGU